CAUAUAAAAAAUCAUUGCACGCCACAAAAAUUUGUAAUUUUAUUGAAGGGUUUGAUGAAUAUCUUUACUCUAGAUAUUUUUAACGUUUCCUUUUGCAAUGCUAUAAAUCCAUUUUUUUUAGCCAGAAAGAGGAGGAAAUUAGUUACGUUGAUAUUAGAUAAAAAUCAACAUGGCAAGCAUUGGAACUUCAAAAUUAGGUGUUAUGCCGGAGGUAAUGGGAUUUUCACACCAAGAACUGUCACUUGUCAUGUUUAAGAAAUUCAAGCUGGCUAGAAAACAACUUCUCCACCAAAAUCUCACAUUUACUAAUCGCCGGAAAAAUGGAAUUACUCGAGCCAUAGCACCAGAAGCAACCAAGGCAACUGGUCCAACAUCUAGCAGUGUCCCUUCAGCCAAUUAUGUGCCUGUUUAUGUAAUGCUUCCAUUAGAUGUUAUUUCACUAGACAAUGUUUUUCGGAACCAAGAUAAGUGUGAGAAGCAGUUCAAGGAGCUGAGAGCAGCCGGAGUUGAUGGGAUCAUGGUGGAUGUCUGGUGGGGGAUCGUUGAGGCAAAUGGCCCCAGGCAAUAUGAUUGGUCUGCCUACAGGAGCUUGUUCCAACUUGUUCAAAAGACUGGCCUCAAAAUUCAAGCUAUUAUGUCAUUCCAUCAAUGUGGUGGAAAUAUCGGAGAUGAUGUUUUCAUUCCUAUACCCAAAUGGGUGCUCGCAAUUGGAGAAAACAACCCUGAUGUUUUCUAUACUAAUCGGGCUGGUACCAGGAACAAGGAAUGCCUCUCACUUGCUGUUGAUAACCAACCUCUGUUUGAAAGUCGGACUGCUGUCCAGAUGUACAGUGACUACAUGAGGAGCUUCAGAGAGAAUAUGUCUGAUUUCUUGGAAGCUGGAAGCAUAGUAGACAUAGAGGUAGGACUUGGCCCUGCUGGUGAGCUAAGAUAUCCGUCAUAUACUCAGUCUCAGGGAUGGAAGUUCCCUGGCAUUGGAGAAUUUCAGUGCUACGACAAGUAUAUGAGAACAGAUUUCAAGGAGGCAGCGACAAAUGCAGGCUACCCGCAGUGGGAUCUUCCCGAUGAUGCAGGAACAUAUAAUGAUAUACCUGUCAAAACAGGAUUCUUUGGACCAAACGGAACGUACCUUACAGAGAAAGGGAAGUUCUUCUUGACUUGGUACUCUAGCAAGCUACUGCUUCAUGGAGAUCAGAUCCUUGAUGAAGCAAACAAAGUUUUCCUGGGAUGCAAAGUGAAGCUAUCAGCUAAAGUAGCUGGAAUUCACUGGUGGUACAAAGAUGCCAGCCAUGCUGCAGAGCUAACAUCAGGAUAUUAUAAUUUGGACAAUCGGGAUGGAUAUCGACCAAUAGCGAGGAUGAUGUCAAGGCACCAUGGUACCUUGAAUUUCACUUGCCUUGAGAUGAGGAAUUCAGAACAGCCAGCUUAUGCUAAGUCUGGUCCUCAAGAGUUAGUUCAACAGGUUUUGAGUGUUGGCUGGAAAGAGAACAUUGAUGUAGCAGGUGAGAAUGCACUUUCAAGAUAUGAUGGCUACGCCUACAACCAAAUCCUUCUCAAUGCUAGGCCAAAUGGUAUCAACAAAAGUGGUCCACCAAAACUAAAGAUGGCUGGGCUGACUUACCUUCGAUUAUCAGACAAACUCCUUCAAAAGAGGAACUUCAAUACCUUUAAAACAUUUGUCAAGAAAAUGCAUGCCGAUCUGGAUUACUGUCCAGAAUAUGAAAAACCAGCUCCACUGAGCAGAUCAAAAAGGGAGAUUUCAAUGGAUGAACUUGUAACAGCAACCCAACGAACAAAACCAUUCCCAUGGGAUGAACAGACAGAUGCAAGAAUUGGCGGUAUAUUGGCUGAAUACUGGGAUAGGCUGCUUAACAAGUUCUUUCUCUCUAACUGACACCUAUUUUGCCAUGAAAAGACUCAUUAUUCUUGAGUUGCCGAAAUUCACAUGCGGGGAAAAUCACAUUUUGGAUCUAUAUGUAUAUGUAAAUUUGAAUGUAAAGAUAUGUAGGACACUUUUAUGUCUAUAUGUACUUCACAUUAAAUCUCAGAAAGAAAAAAUCUCAUACAUGCUAGUAUGAAAAUCUA
Molecule: messenger RNA, 2085 nt
Organism: Nicotiana tabacum (common tobacco)
Lineage: Eukaryota; Viridiplantae; Streptophyta; Magnoliopsida; Solanales; Solanaceae
Product: beta-amylase
Biological process (GO): polysaccharide catabolic process
Molecular function (GO): beta-amylase activity
Source: RefSeq, a predicted model, not a curated record